This is a messenger RNA of Lathyrus oleraceus (garden pea), 717 nucleotides long. RefSeq lists its product as uncharacterized. The transcript has 6 exons. Lineage: Eukaryota; Viridiplantae; Streptophyta; Magnoliopsida; Fabales; Fabaceae. Bases 1 to 717 code for a protein of 238 amino acids. The record is from RefSeq and is a predicted model, not a curated record.
AUGGGCCUUAUGACUGGCUUUCGAGGCCACUUUGUCGCGUCAGAUCCUCCUCACGCGUCGUCACCGUCUCCGCGCCGUGAGCGGCUCGAGGCCACUCCGUGUAAUGCUUCACGUACCGCCACUUUCGACUUGAACGAUGAAAGACUCACGCGUCUCCCUUUUGAAGACCUUAUAUCACAGUUCUGCAAUUACUACAAUAAUAACAAUGACCAUGAUCAUUUCAUUGUACUAUUGCAAAAUGCAAGAAUCGGGGGAGUUAAAGGGGAGAUUCCUUUGAAAUCAACAUCUAACUUACAAGUUGAUAUGACUCGAAACUCUGAAUAUUCUGAUCUUGAUAAGUUUACAUGGAAAUCUCAGGUUCUAAGUCUUGCUAAGAUCAACAAUCUUCAAUAUACAACAUCUGUCACUGUUGCCAUAUUAGAUAAAUAUGAAGUUGAUAAAUUUAGGUGGUAUUAUGAUGGUUGUGGUCAGUGUACCAAGAGUGUUUUACUUAAAAAUGGAAAGUUGAAGUGUUUCUCAAACCAUGAGACUGAUGAACCUGUUCCACUAUAUAAACUUGAAGUCCAGGCUAUCAAUAGAAAAUGCAGGGCAAGGUUUGUCUUUUGGGACAUUGAUUAUGUUGGUGAAGAUAAUCCCCUAGUAUAUCCAUAUGCACUAGAUGAAAUGUUAAAGAAAGAGUUGACAAUUAGAGUCGUCUUUCAAUCAAAGUAUGGUUGA